Xenia sp. Carnegie-2017 is the source of this 798-nucleotide messenger RNA. RefSeq lists its product as uncharacterized. NCBI's taxonomy places the organism in Eukaryota, Metazoa, Cnidaria, Anthozoa, Malacalcyonacea, Xeniidae. Bases 205 to 525 code for a protein of 106 amino acids. Gene Ontology annotation, molecular function: ubiquitin-protein transferase activity. The transcript is spliced from 2 exons. The record is from RefSeq and is a predicted model, not a curated record.
AUGAAUGAUUUUUCACGUUUCCUGCCUAUGCUGGACCAGCUUAUGAGAUUGGAUUAGGUUUAUUCAAUGUGAUUAAAGCAAUGAAAGAAGAAAAGGCAGCAAUGAAGGCACUAUUUGUUGCGGAGUGUUCUUUUUUUGCCUUCUGCCGAUCAGCUGUUAAAUGGGAUGACAGCUGAAUUUAGUGACAAAGGAAGCAAUUGCUAAAUGGCAGAAGUUGAUGUUUAUAAAUUCUUUCUCGAUUUCUUGCAGGAUUCCAAUGCUUUCCAAGGGACGCAUGCCACUAACGCCUUGUACAUGUUGCACAAAUUCAUAACUGGAUGCGAGCAACUUCCACCAUUAGGAUUACCAAAACCCAUAACGGUUAAAUUCAAGCAUGGAUGUACGGAAGGGUGCAAGUGUCGGCCAACUGCAUCAACUUGUGAUCUAAGCAUUACAUUGCCUGUUCAUUAUAGAGAUAGUUACAACCAACUAAAAGAGGCAAUUGACUCUGCACUUAUCGAAAGAAAUGGAUUUGCUUUCAUUUAAUAAUGAUAAUUGUAUUUUAUCAUUUACAGGGGAAUAGCAAUCAACGGGAGUGUUAACCGUAAAAACAUUCAUAAUUUUUAAUGGUAACAACUGCAUUAUUAGUUAUUAGUUAAGUUCAUAUUUAAUUGUUUUGUUAACAAAAACGUUAGGCAACAAUGAAUCCAAUUUGAAGCGUGUUAUCAAUCUUUCAUGUUAGUACUCUAAAGCUCUUGUUACGAAAGAGCAAUGCAUUUUGGCAUAUGUAAUGAACAUUAAAUUUCAUCACAAAAGGAA